AUGGCAGCUGAUCAGAGGAGAAAGCGGAUGAAUAGUGCCAAUGUUAUUGGUUUCAGUUCUAGAGAGCACUACAGAGCCAAAAGGAAAAAGAUUGGUUCACCAGAUGGGACCUUGCGUUCGGGAGAUCACAUCAGUCUUGAAUGGGAUCGCAACCGAAGUAAAGUUGUCUCUAAGAGGGAACAAGUUGGCCUAAGUUUGAGGCAUCUACGCGAAUUUGUUGAUGUUGUUCCUUCUAGGCGGAAUAUCUUGGCACAAGUGUGCCCUGUCCCUCAUGAAACUUUCCAGCUGGAAAAUCUGUCACAGGUGCUUUCUAACGAGGUUUGGCGGGAUUGUCUAUCUGAUGGCGAUAGACAUUAUCUGCAGCAAUUUCUUCCCGAGGGAGUUGAUGUGGAGCAAAUCGUACAAGCAUUGCUUGAUGGGGAGAGUUUUCAUUUUGGAAAUCCUUUUCUUGAUUGGGGGACAGCUGUCUGCUCCAGCAAAGCUCAUCCCGAUCAAGUUGCUUCUCGGGAGGAAUCCCUGAGGGAUCAUAAAAGGAGAUAUUACUCGGAUUUAGAGAAAUACCAUAAUGAUAUUAUAGAUUAUUUGCAGAUGUUGAAGGAGAAAUGGGAAAGCUGCAAAGAUCCAGAGAAGGACGCUUUUAAAAAAAUGUGGGGGAAACCAAGAGGCGGCAAUGCACAUGUAAACGAUAGCUGCCAGGAUGUACCUACUGCCUCAGAGUCUAGUUCCUGGAAUGAAGAUGAUAAACCAUGCAGUAGUGAUGAUAAGAUUUCUUCUCUUGUAAAGACUGGAGAUGUUCAGAGAAGGCCCAAGAGUUCUGCUCUAGAGAAAGAAAAAUCUCAAGAUAAUGUUGCAAACGUGGGCGUGAAAGCUAGAAAAAAGGACAAGCUACCGAAACAUAGCAUUCAGCAAACUGAUGGUGCUAAAUACAUGUCCUACCUUAAGAUAAGCAAGAAGCAGCAUCAGAUUGUCACAAGCAUGAAGCAGUCUGGUAAAAGCAUUCAAUCGAGAGCACUAAAUCGAAUCUUGGGUAACAUCGACAGUUUGGAUGUUCAACCUUACGGAUUGUUUGUGGAAGAAGAACAGAAGAAACUGAGCGCUCACUGGUUGAAACUGGUUAAAGAUCUUCCUGCAGCAUAUGCAAUCUGGAAAAAGCUGCAGUUACAGAAACGAGAUAUAAUCAACUCUGUGGGAAGAGAACUAACGGACAAAGUCAAUCCAUGGAAUGAGGAUAAACAGCAACUUCACCCUGCAGAAAAUCCUCUGCAGAAGCUUGAUGUUCAACUAGAUUUGAGGAAUAACGAUCGAGAAAGUGAUCAAAGUGGUGAUUUAGCAACAGACGGUGAAGAUUCUGGAAGUUUUGGUCAAGUUUCUGCCAACAAUCACUCCCUUUCAAAGGAUUCUACGUCUUAUGGAGACCAAAUCCCAGAUUCAGGUCGCUGCCUGCAAGUUGGUACAUACCCCUCACAGGUUUCGUCACCAGAUUGUGGCAAUAGCAUCAAAAUGGAGGAUACAGAAGAGAAACAGUAUUCUUCUCCCAGCAGGGGUCAUGGCCUUAAUCAAGACGAUGUUGGAGCAAAUGUUUAUUCCAGCUCUAUACAAUGCCAGUCUCUUCCACUGGGUUCAUUUCCUAAUGAGCCCCAUGCUUUAGAUAUCGAAGAUAUGAAUCAUGAAGGCAAGCACUGUGUACCAGAGCUAGAGAAUGCUUCAUCAGACGAGAGAAUUCGUUGUAUAACUCCAAGCCAAACAGAAGAGCAGCAGUUUUGUUCUGGUGGAAAUGUGUGGCAGCCAGUGGGAGAAAUUAGACAGUCCUACAUUGGCCGUCAAGCUUAUAACCCCAGUGCCGGAUUAUCAAUCAUACACCAUCCUCAUGGUGAUCAAGAAGAGAAAAGUUGUUUCAUAGACCUAGAAUCUAACAUGCCUGAAGAAGUUGAUAGGAGGAAGAUGUUGCAGCGUAAAGCAAGCAACAGUUUUGGUUCUUUCCCUAACAACGAUCAAAAUGAAUUACUCCAGUCUUUGUUUAAAGGCCAAGGCGUGGCAUCUCGUAAUACUGAGCAGCUUCACUCUCUUCUUAAAGCUCCGCUUAACGUGGACCAUAAACAACUUAUGGGCAUUGGUUUUCAGCAGGAAGGAAGCAACAAUUUGAUAGACGGCGGUCAAUUCUCUGGUCAGUUCCAGCAUCAGAUGACUGCACCACUAGCACUGUCCCAGGACCAACAAAGACAAGUUGACAUCUAUGGCCAAGGAAACAUGUCAGACAACAUUUACUGCGAUGGACGUGGAUUCUUGAUGCAGCGGCCAGACUGGAACACCAGUGUUGCUCAGAUUGGAGUCAACACACAGCCCCAGUUGAACCCUGGCCCUCUGUUGAAUCAGAACUGGCAAUUUAAGAGCAUGUGGGCAAACACAAACGGUGUCGGAUGUGCAAACCAAGGCAGUCAGACCGGGACUGAGAGAGAUCAGCAGAACCUUCUCAGAAUUGCUACUAACCCCGAGCAGGUUAUUCAUAGGGGAAGUAGUUCAGAUCAAAGCUUAUUCUCUGUUCUCUCUCAGUGCAGUCAAUUAGGCCGUCCCAGAACUGCUUUCGAGCCAGAAAGUUCGAGUGCUCAAGUAAUUGCAUCUGGUAACUACGGAAUGCUGAUGGGGGGAGGCACAACUCAGAUAAGCAGCAAUUUGGCUCAGCCUGCGAACCCGCUUGAUUAUUUGAGUGGUAGCAACCCGGCAACAUCUUUGAUGCCAGAUGAUGUAGCUUGGAUAAACCAGACUCGCCAGAACUCUGGUCUCCAUGACCCACUAGGCAAGCUGUAUCCAAGGUCAUGGAAUCCAUAA
Microthlaspi erraticum is the source of this 2826-nucleotide messenger RNA. Lineage: Eukaryota; Viridiplantae; Streptophyta; Magnoliopsida; Brassicales; Brassicaceae. The record is from the annotation of a GenBank genome assembly.